Pollicipes pollicipes is the source of this 1794-nucleotide messenger RNA. RefSeq lists its product as uncharacterized. The record is from RefSeq and is a predicted model, not a curated record. Lineage: Eukaryota; Metazoa; Arthropoda; Thecostraca; Pollicipedomorpha; Pollicipedidae. The coding region runs from base 123 to 1085 and encodes 320 amino acids. The transcript has 3 exons.
CACGCGGCGGCGGCGGGCGCGGGGGGAGCCGCUGGAGUUGGUCAGAGGCCCGUGGACGCCGCUGGGACGCUGUCGGUGCAUGUGAGCCGCAGCAGACGCGGUCCGUCCGCAAGCAGGGGACUAUGACCGAGGCAGCGAGCCUAGACCCGUUGUGCUGGGUCGCCAUCGUAUCCGUCACGAUGAACGCCAUUGGCGCCAGCGCCUGGCUGCUGACGUCACUGCGCGCCUGGAGCCGCGGUCGGGACACGGCCGCCGCCGACGCCGCCCGGGCCACGUGCGUUGCGUGCACGGCGGACAACAGGAUGUUCAGGGUGGUGGACCUGGUCCUGAGUCAGGCGUUGGCGCUGUACGCGCUGGUCAUGCUGCUGUGGCUGCCGCUGCUCGAGCACAGUUUCCUGCCCGCGAACGACCUCGUGUCGCGCUACAUGGCCCCGGCGCUCUGCGUGGCCAUCGGACGCCACGUCUUCUGCUGCUGCCGCGGCUGGCGCGCUGGCCGUAGCGCUGUUCCCAGUCUGACGCACGCCGUCUCCGCCGUCUGCCUGGGCCUCUUCCUCUACUCGGGGCGCAUGCACGUGCUGGCUGCGCUGGCGCUGACGGUCGAGAUCGGUGGCAUCUACAGUCACCUGAUGGGCCUGGUUGGCGAGCGGCGCGCCGCCCGCCUGCCCAGCUGGGUACCCGGCCUCGGCGUCAUCCUGUCCCUCGUCUUCAACGGCCUCGUCUACCUGGUGGUGCUGGCGCUGGCACUGGCGCGCCGCAGCCCAACGAACAUGCCGCCGCUCGACGUCAGCCUAUUCUUCUUCUUCAUCACCUACAGCUUCAUCAUGAACACGUACUCCAUCUACGUAAUGAUCGCGUCCUUCUUCAACAUGAUACUGGAGGAGCGCAUGGCCAGCACGUUGCGUCUAUCGGAGCGGCAGCAGCAGGAGCGGGGGCAGGCCCGGCCCCUGCCCGCCCAGGCCGUGGCAAACAUCCGGUCUGCGCUGGCGGCGGCGGCGAACCCGGCGCGCCCAGCGCCGGACGUGGCGCCGGGUCUGGCCGACGUUAAGAGCAGCGACAGCGCCGUGCUGGUCACCAACAUGGUGUAGGCCUGCCUUGCGGCCGCCUUCGCUGAAGUGGCGCCGGAUCGUCUCGGAAGGGUGCUGCUCCACCGAGACGGACGGACGUCUCUGCCGGUGCUCCUGUCGGCGUGCCAGGCCACCUGGAAACGGAUCGACGAUCUCUCGCCAUGAGCGGCGCCGUGCCAGGCCACCUGGAAACGGAUCGACGAUCUCUCGCCAUGAGCGGCGCCGUGCCAGGCCACCUGGAAACGGAUCGACGAUCACUCGCCACGAGCGGCGCCGUGCCAGGCCGCCGCGUUUUACGUCUGACUGCGCCGCCGUGUCCGCCGGCUGCGGCCCCUUUACUCAACGCGCGGUGUUCAUGUGACGCUCUGUGGAGAUUACCGUAUUUUCGAGGGAGGACUGUCGUGCCCUAGUCUGUGUAUUGUCUGACCCUGAGCUUGACGAAUGGUUCGAAUGUCGAAUGUUCUAGGCUGAGACGCGCGGCCACGCGCGUGGCAUUACCACCUGUGGAGUUCGGACUGCUGCUGUGCGUGUCACGUUUUAUAGAUAUUUAUUUUCCACUGUGAAUACACGUGAACGAUUCUGCCCGUGUGAGUCCGAGAUGGCCUGUUUUCCGUGAAUACCGUUACCAGUACAUCGGUGUGCAUAAGGCCCGUAUAUCACGCGUUGCUCGGGUCAGGCGAACGGCACGUUGUUCAGCGUGGAUCUUUUCAAAAUAUACUGUCCACAACAC